Messenger RNA from Diachasmimorpha longicaudata, 1724 nucleotides. RefSeq lists its product as uncharacterized. The record is from RefSeq and is a predicted model, not a curated record. NCBI's taxonomy places the organism in Eukaryota, Metazoa, Arthropoda, Insecta, Hymenoptera, Braconidae. The transcript has 2 exons. Bases 123 to 1007 code for a protein of 294 amino acids.
CACCCUCGUAGUUCAUGCGCCACCACUACAAAAUUUUCCGGUUGAAGCCCCUCCAGAAGCGUCACCAAUCUCCCCUAUAAUCUCUCCUUUAACCGUCAAAAUUUGUAAAAUUUUUAUGCGAGAUGAAAAAAUUUGGGGCACAACGGGACAGGAAUAAUCGUGAGAAGAUUCCGUUUAUGAUGGGGUUCGAUGGGUUACGGGGCUGCCUUAUUUCGGAGCACUUUUCUGACUUUGGGGAGUGCGAGGAAACUUCACCAGGUGUUAUUGAUAUCAUUGAAAUUAAGGAUACAGCCUGUGAUGCACGAUUUCCUGGACAGUUCAGGUCGUCGGGUGCUACCGAGCAAAAAUCAUCCGUCUCCUCCUUUGAAAAACUUCACCAGGGCUCCAAAAUCCCUCGCCUUAUGAAACCGAAACCCGGGAAAAAUCCGAGUGAUCGAUUAUUCCCCUAUCGAGGUCCAGACUCAACUAAAAAAAAAUCCGAAAGUAGAACUGAGGGACCGUCGAUACAGAGAUCAAAGCUGCCCAUUCGCGAGGCCCAUUCUAACGUUCUCCUAUCCCGUGUGAAUUCGAUCAACAUCGACGAAAAAUGCAGUUCCCCGCACCCCCAACCCACGUCUGGACCAACGGCCCCUGAAGAUGAUUCACCUCCGGAAAUUGUGAGCCAAAACAUCCCGGACGCAACAGCACCUCCGGAAGAGGCCCCAAUCGAUUACGUGCGGAGGUUCACCAGGGAUUCGAGGGAAUUCGAGAGGGCUCAGGAGACUGGAAGGAAAAUCGGCCAGAAAAUAUCCAGACUCCUGGAGCAUAUUAAGAAGAAGCAAACUGGCCUUGACUUGGGAACUAAUUCUGUCAGUGCAAUAUCGAUAAUGAAGAGGGCCUUGCGUCGAGACUUAAGAACUAAUACCAUUCCUCAAGCUCAGAAGAAUAUUUUUCCCCAGUUCUACAUAGGGAGCACUCCCAGGGAAUUCAAAUUAUUUCGCUGCGGUGAUGAGUGGAAUUCUCUGUGAAAUUUGCUGCCCCUCAGAAAAUUUGGGACUCAUCGAAGCGACAGAGAGAAAGCGAAAGGUGAAAUCUCUCCUCGAGAUUAAUUUCCGUCACUCGACAUCUCCUUUUCCGUCCCAGCCCCCAAUUUUUCCCCGAAAUUUCCCUCCACCUUUUCCAACUCAAUUUAGUACUUCCAAAAUUUCAAUUCAACCCCUCCCCACCCCCCAACCUGGCAUGAGGCUCCAAUUGAAAUGAUUUUUAGUCGGUGUUGAUCAGAAAAUAACACCCGAAGUGAAACAGUCAAUGAAAAUGCGGACAGAAGGGUUGGGGUGUUGAAAAAAACCCAGUAGGGGGAUGAAAUCGCCGGAUGGUUCACCUCAAAGGAAGACCCCGAAUGAUACCAAUUAUGUCAUCAACGUUGUAACCCCUCUGCCACGGUUUCUGUCACUAAAUCGUAUUCCGCCCGCAUGUCAGAAAAGUUUUACCCUCCGUUGAAAACAACCAUACGUGUGUGCACGUCCCACAUAAGUUGUAUCCCUUCAGACCCUGUAGCAUACGAGUCAAUCUAUGUGCGAAAGGGAAUAAAAAUGUCUGCAACAAACCUACACAACAAAAUCAGAGGUGACGUCAAUAUUUAUCCAGCUCAUGACAACGUUUAUGACGCACCGAAAAACAGUAAAGUUUGACAAUAAAUCGAUUGUCCCUCAAAAAUUUAAUUUUUAAUUUAUAACAAUUAAUUA